Messenger RNA from Ilex paraguariensis (yerba mate), 491 nucleotides. Lineage: Eukaryota; Viridiplantae; Streptophyta; Magnoliopsida; Aquifoliales; Aquifoliaceae. The record is from the annotation of a GenBank genome assembly.
AGCGAGCGAGCUAUCUUAGUACGGCAAUGGGAAAGGUAGAGGAAGAGGACACUUUGCGAGAAAGGCCACCUCGAUCUGGCACCAAAACAACAACUACUACUAUGAUUACUACUGUUUCAAGUGAUCUUAAUGGUCAGAACAAUGGAGAUGAAACAUCCUCUUUGGAGUCUUACAAUGGAAAUGAAGAAUCAAGUCUCAGUCAAGAAGAAGAAGAAGAAGAAGGACCAGAGGAGCUUCGAAAUAGCAACAAUGCUACUGCAACUGGUAAUGGCGAUAACGGAAUAGGCAAAGAAAAUUACCCCGAAAAAUGCGUUUACUACAACGAAUACGAAGGUAUUAAACUAUCUUCUACCACUUUCUACUUGCAAUUUCGUCGCCGAUUUUUCUCUUUCUUUGUAGUUUUCUUUUCGCCGCCGAUUAUUUUCGUCAUUCUCUACGUAACAUUACUCAUUUCAGUAGUCAUGCUUUGGAGCCGACAAAGUCUUGAGUAA